GAGAGAGAAAGAAAGAAAGAAGAAAAGAAAGAAAGAAAGAAAGAAAGAAAGAAAGAAAGAAGGAAAGAAAGAGAGUAAAAGAAGAACAUUAUCAUUUGGACAAUCAUUGUCUUUCUCCUUCCUUUAAUAUCGUUUAUCGAUUUUCUUCGGCAAAACGAAAAUUUUCCAUUAUUUUCAAACGGCCCUGCUGUUCCUGCUGUUAUUACUGACCAUUGCUGUGAUUCGAUGCAAGUUGGCAAACCAACGUGGAAAAGUAGUCAGAACUGUACAGCUGUCAGACGAGACUACUCUCGAGUUCUCUAUUCGUCUCUGUCUUUCUUGCUUGUUCGAUUCUCUCCCUUCCCGCCCCCCCCGCCCCUCGCACCCUUCCUCCCACCCUUCCUCUCCUCACCCCACUUCGGGUUCACCAUCUCACUCUCUCUCUCUCUCUCUCUCUUUCUCUUUUUUACUCCCAUACCAUAGGAUGGUGCUCGUACGUAGCUCGUAAACCUCAGACGCCGUGGUUACGUUUAGUUUAGACUCGCUUAUACCGUAAGGACGGCCUUACACACGGUUUUCGCGAGGUGCAUCGUGCGCAGACCAGUUGCUCUUUCUCUUUCUUUUUUUUACGUAUAUAUAUAUAUAUAUAUACACACACCUACACGUUUUUGUGAGUGCAAGAAAACAGAGAAAGAGCGAGAGGGAGAGAGAGAGAGAGAGAGAGAGAGACAGAGACAGAGAAAAAGAGAGAGAAGGUGCAUUUGUACGAUCAUUUAUUAAGUGAGAAUCGAUUCAAGCGCAAGAUGGAUAACGUGUCCCGUGGAAACGGGUUUAAGCGUGAAAGUAAUCGAGGAAGCAGUUGAAGAGAAAGAAAGAGAGGGAAGGUAGAUGUUAGACGGGUAACAGCAACAGCAGCAGCGUGUUGAGACCCGUGCGAGUAAUGGCCCUACAUCUGAGGGGUAGCAAGGAUGUCAAGAAGAGCUCGUACUACGUUUGGUAUCUUGGUGCGAGGGAGGCCAAGGGUGUGGACGCGAUGCCUGGUGCCAUAGCUUACCUGCUCGAACGAGAACGACUUCAAGAACCUUUCAAGGUCACUUUACAGGUGAGCAGUAAAGGCCUGAAGAUCAUUCAAACUGUUCAUCCUGGUGGUUCUACUAGAUCAGCUGUGAAACAUUUGGUACCAGGUCAUGCUGUAUUGGCUGCUGUUCAACGAGAAGACAUCGUAGCAGCUACUUUGCUCUUACCAAAUCCUGCCACCAACAAUCCAGUUCAUGUUCAUGCAUAUAGAUGCGACUCGGUCGAGACAGCUGAAUUGUUGGGUGGACAACUGAAGGCAUUGGCGUCGCAAACAGAUAAUUUAGCAAGAGUAUCCUCUGGUGAAGGUAGAAUCCGAAGUAAUUUGGGUAGCGAUGGGCGAAGUACAAGAGAAUCCGAAUCAUCUGAAGGUAGUGGAGAAUUGAAACAUGAUCCCAUCCAAACUACAACGAUAUACGAAUCAUUGGCAGCCGAAUUAAGAGCGAAAUUAGGUCGUGGAAAUUCAGGAGACAACGACGUUGGACCUAUAUUGUUACCACCACGUGACUAUGACACAGUUCACAGGCAUCGUGGUAACUUAGCUGGUAUCGAAUUUAGGCGUUGCUUAAAUCAAACCAUAGUGGGUGGUAGUACAACUGUUGAUCGAGGUGGUACAAGGAGUGCAGCUAGCAGUGGAAUUGGAUCGGAUAGUGCGGCUACUCCUCCACCGUAUCAAUCUCAUCAUCCUUUAGGUCCAAGACCUUCGAGACCUUCGAGAGAUUCCUCUUCUGAUGACGAUUGGGGGGCUGGUACAGAGGAAAGUCAUUAUUUCCCAGACGUGGAGACUACUGGUUCGAGUUUGACAUUACCAAGGCUACCUAGAAGUCCAGAAAGACAUCCAAUUCAGCAACAACCAACGAGAGGUAUAUCGCCUGGUUGUAAUAGAAAUCGUAGGGCACCAGAAUUGAGACAAAGAUCACCGAGUCCUCAGUAUCAGCCAAAAGUAAAUCCUGGAGAAGUGACAAGUCCAAGAGAGAGGUUCCAAGAUGCUAAAGAAAUGUUCAGGGCCAUGGAGAGGGAAGCUAUCGGUAGACCAGUCCUCUCCAGGCAGAGAGAGUCAGAUGGUCAUCAUCAUGUUCAUAGGGUGGAAUCAUCUAGACAAAUUCACGAGGAUCGUUCUAUUCGUUCACAUCAAACCAACGUGAAUUCUUCGCCUGCUCACGAUCAUCAACAAAUCAGACGAAGUCAUACCGAGCUUGAUCGAGAGAAUGAACUUGCUUAUCGAGCGAGACCAAGACCUAGAACUCAUCAUUAUGGAAUAGAUCAACCAUCUGAAUCGGAAACUACGACUAGGCCACGGCCGAGAAGCUUUUAUGAAAAUCCAGUUGUUGGGAGAGAGUUUCGUGAACAGAGGAAUCCUAUCGAUCCUCGAGAAUCACGAGACUUUCGAGACCGAGCAUACACACGAGAAUUACGUGAAAAAGUUCGUGCAAGGGCAACGACUUAUCAGGAAUUAUCAGAACACGAGAGAUAUCCUGGACUCGAUCGUGAAAGUGCCAGACCACCGUUAGAAAUUGUCCCGACACCCGGUAGAUAUCGUCACAGCUAUGCAGAACCACCCAGACUUGGAUUAGCUGCGUUACAUCCUUACUGACGAAGUCAAUUAACAUUAAUGAUCGUUAAUUAACGAUGUCUUUCUUUUUUUUCUACUUUAUCGAUCGAUCGAUCGAGUUAGCAAUCGUUGAAGAUUUUUUAUUUUUUUUUUUUUUUGAUUGUUCCUUCAAAAGAUAAAAAUAUUUUCACAUCCGUUCUGAUCUGUAAACAAAUGAAAAAUUCUUGUUAAUCGUUAUGUUCAUUCGAAAUAACGAAUAGGAUCUUAUAUUAAUAUAGGAUUUUAAAUUUGAAAGAUCGAAUUAAAAUAUUUUUAUGACGAUCAAACGUCAUUCUCGUUAUAAUAAAUGAGGAAGCUCUUGUUAAUGAGAGAGAGAAAGAGAGAGAGAGAGAGAGAGGGAUCAUUGUUGAUAAUUAACGUGAACUACAGAUUACGUAUUAUAUUGUUAUGCGCCAGAUGCCAGACUAACGAUAAUAAUAAUAAUAACAACAAAUUGUAAUAACGACAAUAACAGUAACAAUAAUAAUUUUAAUAA
Molecule: messenger RNA, 3140 nt
Organism: Vespa mandarinia (Asian giant hornet)
Lineage: Eukaryota; Metazoa; Arthropoda; Insecta; Hymenoptera; Vespidae
Source: RefSeq, a predicted model, not a curated record